AUGGUAAACCAAUUUAGCAAUUUACUUCCACAAGAAAAUCAAGUGUUUGUUAAACAACAAGGUGAUGAAAAUGUUGUCCAACAACAAAUAAAUGGUGAAAUAACAUCACCUAUUAUCAACACCUGUGGGAUUUUAGCUUCACCCUUGCUUGAAAAAUGUAAUGAGGUGAAGGAAAAUUGUCAAGAUGAACCUAUCAUUUCUGAUGAUUCAAGCACUGCAAUGCAACACAUGAUUAAAGUGUUAAACUCGAUAUCAACUGAAGCGGUGGUGGCAUUUUGUGAAGACAUAAGAAUGGUAUUGCAUUUGAAUGAUAACAAGUCAAUGUUGGAACCACUAACUGGACCACCAAUUGGCGUUAUUGGCUCAAAAUUGGAGGGAGUUAUUGUCACAGAUUCACAAGCAAGAUAUUUGACUCGUUGUGAUUUUGAUUCUAGAGAAUGGAAAAUGAAUCGUUUCAUUAAUUCAAUGCCUUCAAGAGAUAGUAUUGUGUUACCUAAUGUCGGUAAACCUUUCUCAAAUUCAGUUGCUCAGGAACAUUAUACUCUUUUAGAAGAAAUACAAGAAAUAAACAGACAAUUAAUAGACACUGAGGUAGUUGUUGACAAAGAGAAAACCUUUCAAGGUGUAACUGAAGAAGAUAUUAAACAUGGUGAAGGAUUAACUGUUAAAUUAUCUUUCAAUUCAGUGAGUGUUAAUCUAGACCCUAUGUCAAACCAUGCUUCAACAAAGGUGAAAUAUUUUAUAUUUUAG
Molecule: messenger RNA, 750 nt
Organism: Cajanus cajan (pigeon pea)
Lineage: Eukaryota; Viridiplantae; Streptophyta; Magnoliopsida; Fabales; Fabaceae
Source: RefSeq, a predicted model, not a curated record